Erigeron canadensis is the source of this 1279-nucleotide messenger RNA. Its product is annotated as phenylacetaldehyde reductase-like. The transcript is spliced from 6 exons. Gene Ontology annotation, molecular function: oxidoreductase activity, acting on the CH-OH group of donors, NAD or NADP as acceptor. The record is from RefSeq and is a predicted model, not a curated record. The coding region runs from base 73 to 1053 and encodes 326 amino acids. Lineage: Eukaryota; Viridiplantae; Streptophyta; Magnoliopsida; Asterales; Asteraceae.
AAAAAUAUCAGACAAUCCAAUCAGUAUACAUUAUAUUUCUCACCCAAAGUUAAGUUUCAGUGAGACAUAGAGAUGAGCGGUGGAGAAGGCAAAGUGGUGUGUGUGACAGGGGCAUCUGGGUUCAUAGCUUCAUGGAUUGUUAAGCUCCUUUUGGAUCGUGGCUACUCUGUUCAUGCGACUGUCCGGUCUCUUGGUGAUCCAAAAAAGACAGAACAUUUGCUUGCUCUUGAUGGUGCAGAUGAACGGCUAUCUUUGUUUGAAGCUAACUUGACUGAAGAAGGAUCUUUCGAUUCUGCAAUUAAUGGCUGCAUAUGUGUCUUUCACGCCGCUUCUCCUGUUCAGUUUGUAGUUGAUGACCCACAGGCACAACUGAUAGAGCCUGCAGUGAAGGGAACACUUAAUGUUCUUAAAUCUGCCGCAAAAGUUCCUUCUCUCAAAAGAGUCGUCUUGACAUCUUCCAUGUCUGCAGUUACGAAUGGUUUAAAACUUCCUGGGUCUGGUGAUGUGGUGGACGAAACCUGGUUCUCAGAUCCAUUAUUCUGUGAACAAAAUAAGUUGUGGUAUCACCUUUCGAAGACGUUGGCUGAGAGUGCUGCUUUUAAGUUUUCAAAAGAAAACGAUUUGGAAUUAGUGGCUAUAAAUCCUGGAUUUGUGAUUGGUCCUCUCUUACAGCCAAUUCUCAAUCUUUCUUCUGAAUGGGUUAUGGGAUUGAUAAAAUCUGGAAAAGAAAUAACCUCUGAUGGAAUUUACAGAUUCGUUGAUGUGAGAGAUGUUGCUAAUGCACAUAUAUUAGGCUUUGAGAACCCGCAAGCUAAUGGUAGAUACUUAAUGGUUGGCAAUUUGGUUCACUCUUCAUUGAUCAUGAAGAUCCUACACAAACUAGACCCAACUCUUAUUCAUUCUGAUAGGUAUAAAAACAGCAAUUGUGUUGAGCCAUCUUUCAGUAUAUCAAGGGCAAAGGCGGAAAGUCUAGGUGUUGAGUUUACUCCAUUGGAGGUAACCAUCAAGGACACUGUUGAAAGCUUGAAGGAGAAGAACUUGUUAAGCUUGUAAAACACCAAAUGAUGUUCAGGACUUUGUCUGUGAUUAGUUGCCCAGUUUAAACUCUUGGUCCAUUUCUACUUGUCCCAUUUUGAUUAAUAAUUUUGGAGACCCUAGUUAACCAAAGUAUCAUUUAGUUGCCCAAAUUCAGGUGAAACAUACAAAGAAAAUUCGGUAUCUGUCAAUGAAUGAACAUGCUCAUCACCUACUAGAUAUGAACAAUCGAUUCAAGAUAUAA